Messenger RNA from Drosophila bipectinata, 1240 nucleotides. NCBI's taxonomy places the organism in Eukaryota, Metazoa, Arthropoda, Insecta, Diptera, Drosophilidae. The record is from RefSeq and is a predicted model, not a curated record.
CAGCACAGCACGCGAUGUUAUUCCACUCAAUUCCAAAGAACAAAUUUGUUGUCAACACGAAGAUGUCUCUGGCCAACGUACGCGGCCUGGUGUUGGCGAAUCGCACUACCUCCCAGCUAAUGAUGGCGCAUCUAAAGGUGCUGAAUCCCCUGGGUCCUCAGUAUCGUCUCCUUGGGACCUCCAUGGCGGAGUCGAUGGCCGUUUCCUUGCCGCCCAAUGUUUCUCCUCCACCUCAUACGGAUCAUCUGCAUCUGAGCUCCGACGAUUACAAGUCGAUCCUAGAGCCAGAGAAUCAACAGAGGUGCAUGGAAAAGAUGCGGAAUUUGCCCGCCUUUCCGCGUCCCAAGACCCUCACUCCGAACAGGCAUGAGAAGAACACCUCUUCGGUUCUCAUUGCCCUGUGCCAAGAGCGGGAAUCGAACCUAGUUUCCUUACUGUAUACGCGACGAUCGCGACACCUGCGCAGUCACAGCUUUCAGAUAUCCUUUCCAGGCGGGAAACGAGACCCGCACGAUGCCAGCAACGUGGAUUGUGCUUUACGGGAAACGGAAGAGGAGAUCGGUCUGCCACGCAACCGAAUUGAAAUUUGGGGCGAGGCCAAAGAGCUGCAUUUGCCCCGUACCUCGUCUAUUGUACCGGUAGUGGGUGUGGUGCCCGAUUUUCAUGUAUCCGAGCUGCGUCUCAAUAUGGAGGAAGUGGAGGAGGCCUUCGUUGUUCCACUAAACUCACUGAUCAUGCCAAAGGCCACACGGCACACGCAAUUCCGAAGCGGUUACAGCGGACCUGUGUUCGCAGUGGAUCACUAUCGUAUUUGGGGCAUCACCGGCUACCUGACACAUCUCUUUCUGCACAGCCUCCUGCCCCCGAGUCUGUUGCCCGACUGCCUUAAGACAAACAUCAAGUUUAUCCGGCCCUUUAAGAUUCCUCCAAAGCCGGCGCAUCAUCACAAACAAAAUGCGCCCGAUCCCUCGAUGCGAGACUGAGUUUAUCUAACCAGGAGCUAUCGGAAUACACAACUGUCUGUGUGCCAUUAAACUCAGCUCACCAGCGACUCCAACUCAGGUCAAAUGCUCAAUGUAAUUGGGCCAGAUUCGCUCGCUACGAUGUUGUUUUGGUCCAACCAAGCAAUAUCCAAAAUCGUUUGUGUUCUUUGUGUAUAAAUUAAUUUUUUAGCCAAAUAUGUAAUACUGACAUGAAUUUUUUUUGGUAAUGAUGCAAUAAAUAGAAUUUAUAAAGAUGA